Centruroides sculpturatus (bark scorpion) is the source of this 808-nucleotide messenger RNA. Its product is annotated as multidrug resistance-associated protein 4-like. Gene Ontology annotation, cellular component: membrane. Gene Ontology annotation, biological process: transmembrane transport. Lineage: Eukaryota; Metazoa; Arthropoda; Arachnida; Scorpiones; Buthidae. Bases 1 to 792 code for a protein of 263 amino acids. The record is from RefSeq and is a predicted model, not a curated record. The transcript is spliced from 5 exons. Gene Ontology annotation, molecular function: ABC-type transporter activity; ATP binding.
AUGACUUUAUGGACAGCCUGUUGGGGUUUGGAGAGGGACUAUCUUCUUCUAUGCAUGGCCAUGUCCCGAACUCCCCGAGUAAUACAACACUCGGCCUUUUUAUUCAGAUUUUCGACCAAUGAUCGUAAUCGAAAAACUUCAUCUGAAGGAAUGAGUCGUUGUGUCAUUCAGACAGAUGUUUUGAAAAAUAGUCUUUACAGUGUUUCAUAUUUAGUUACAACGCCUUUCCUCAUCAUUACAACCAUAGCGAUAUUGUGGCAAUAUUACGGAUGGACUAUUCUAGUUGGAUAUUCGGUGAUAUUUCUCUUCAUUCCUAUACAAUUAGCUUUGGGUAAACUAUAUUCGAAACUGAGAUUACAAGCAGCUAUAUUGGGAGAUGAAAGAUUGAACCUGUUGAACGAAAUAAUUGCUGAUAUGAGAUUGAUUAAAAUGUACACCUGGGAAUUGCCAUAUUCUGCAUUACUUAAAAAAAUCAGAGUGAACGAAAUGAAAAAAGUUCGAUUGUUUUUAUAUGCAAAGGGAAUGUCGUCAAUGUUGGCUUAUCCUAUAUCAAAAUUAUUUACUUCCCUUGCAUAUCUUGCAUUCUUUUUUAAUGGAGGACAAUUAAAUGCCGAAAUUGCAUUUAUCACUAUGACUGUUUCUUUGUACAUCUUUAUGAGCACUGUUAGCUUGUUUUCACAAGCAAUAAAUAAUUUUGCAGAAAUUUUGGUUUCACUGAAGCGACUUCAGAAUUACAAGUACAGGAACUUGCUUAUCAAAUGGCGUGGCGUGACAUUUGAUGUGUUUCUGUAAGAAGCCAACUUCCAGG